This is a messenger RNA of Gloeophyllum trabeum ATCC 11539, 738 nucleotides long. RefSeq lists its product as uncharacterized. The coding region runs from base 1 to 738 and encodes 245 amino acids. NCBI's taxonomy places the organism in Eukaryota, Fungi, Basidiomycota, Agaricomycetes, Gloeophyllales, Gloeophyllaceae. The transcript has 2 exons. The record is from RefSeq and is a predicted model, not a curated record.
AUGGACACCGGGAAUCAUAUACGUAUGACGAGACAUCCUACCCUGAAGGCCGUACCUUUAUCGGAGGUCCGCAGCGACUAUGGUGCAACAUACUUCGAAGCGGCUCUCGCCCGCUUUGUGGCCCAAUACCACCAGCCACAUUUGACGCGCGCUCAGAUUGAGGAUGCUGCAAACCGCAUGUCCAUCCGGUUCCAAACCAUUCCCGUCUUCCACAAGAUAAAGUUUCGAAACCGGGAUCCGUUCGCACGUACUGCAGAAUUUGAUACAUCCGAUGCAGUGCAUGCAAAGCCCAUCCGUCAAGACUCGCGCGGGCGCGAUGUUCCUGCGCGGUUUGAUACAGUUCUCGUUAAUAUGGGGACUUCUGGAAAUGCCAACUCGCGGUUGCAAGGUUUUCGAGUAGCGCAAGUGCGCGUAGUCUUCGCUUUACUGCCUCGCGCCGUCGCGACCUUAUUCAAGCGACCACCGCCGGAUCACCUGGCAUACGUCGAAUGGUUCUCGGCUUUCACUGCGGAACCAGACCGUAACUCGGGGAUGUACAAGGUUGUCCGCUCAAUUCAGAAUGGGGAACGCUUGGCGAGUAUUAUACCAGUUUCUCAGAUUGAACGUAGUGUACAUCUCUUGCCUAAGUUUGGUCCUGUCGUCCCUCGGGACUGGACAAGCAGCACUGUCUUAGAUUUGGCGGCAGCAUUCUUUGUAAACCCAUUCCUAGACCGGCACACGUUUGCUACAUUUGUCUAA